UAACACCAGGGAGGGUUGGCUAACACUGAGGAAAUCAACACUGUGAAAGAACCCCAAUAUUAAACAUCAUUUAAUUCCGAAUUUGUUAAAAUUACACUUUGGGAGUUAAAAUCAACUCGGAAAUGUUUAACCCUGAAAUUUUAACACUCCAGUUUUUGCUGUGAUCUGAACACGUCAGAGACACAAAGACCAGAAUCCAACCCGGGACAGUGUGACCACAGUUUCCCGCCCUGAGGGAGUCCCCGGCCUCGCAGCGUUUCUGUGUCAGGUGUUGUUUUGAAAGCCGAGACGCUCGGCUGGUUUUAAGAUAAACGGCGGCGGCGGCGGCUUCCUCCGUCAGUUGCCGAUGGAGUCUCUGCUGGUGUGUCUGCUGCUGCUCUCGCUCGGCGGCUCCCACGGCGCCGCCCUGCCAACCUCCACCGUGCAGGUGAGAGUCGGGGAGGACGCCACCCUGCAGUGCCCCCUGCUGGACGCCUCCAACGCCUCCAACGCCUCCACCCUCAGCUGGUACAGGAAGGCAGCAGGCCAGAGUCCUCAGCUGGUUCUGACCAUCAGGUCCACCAACACCUCCAACGUGAAGUACGGCUCCGGCGUCGGUCCUGAGAAGGUCUCGGCUGCGGCCGACGGUUCGCUGCUGCUGCGCGGCUCCCAGCAGAACGACUCGGCGGUGUAUUACUGCGGCAUCAGUCAAGGCCACGACCAGAAGAUGAAUCUGACGUGGGAGUGAAGCGAGCGGCUGGUUCCUGGUUCCACCUGUCCGGACCGAGCCAAACGCUUUCUGUAUUUCAGAUCAUAGGAAAGAGUCUCCUGAAGCUGCAUCACCUGUAUGAUGUCAUGAAAGGCAGUGAAUUCACCUUCAGUUAGCUUCCUGAUUUAUUUUGUUUCAUUUCAUUCUAUACUUUUAUUUUUAUUGUUAAUAUUUUUAAUCUCCUUUUUACUAUUUGACUCUUUGUCUUUUAGCGUAUUCAGUAGUUUAUCUUUACAGUGUGAAUAAAGAAUGUCUCUUUAUACCAA
Messenger RNA from Micropterus dolomieu (smallmouth bass), 1014 nucleotides. It is a transcript of the gene sid1, whose product is annotated as secreted immunoglobulin domain 1. NCBI's taxonomy places the organism in Eukaryota, Metazoa, Chordata, Actinopteri, Centrarchiformes, Centrarchidae. The record is from RefSeq and is a predicted model, not a curated record. Bases 347 to 727 code for a protein of 126 amino acids. The transcript has 2 exons. Gene Ontology annotation, biological process: response to bacterium.